Messenger RNA from Caenorhabditis angaria, 426 nucleotides. The record is from the annotation of a GenBank genome assembly. Lineage: Eukaryota; Metazoa; Nematoda; Chromadorea; Rhabditida; Rhabditidae.
AUGGCGAUUACGACUAUAAUUACAGCACUGGCUAAAUUGUUGGCAUUUGGAAAACUUCAAGUUUUAUCCCACGGUAUUCCAAAAGCCGAGAGAAAUCUGAUGUUUGUUAGUUUGGCCAUGUUUAUUGUGCAACUUUUCGCGGGCGGGAAUACGGUAUGAUUUUCUAACAUAAGAAUUUUUAAUAAAAAAAUGAGAACUCUUUGUUUGUAGAUGAUAACUCGCCUGAUGAUCCACGACGAAAAUAUGACGUCAUUCUGGGCUCAACUUACCGAAACUCUUCUUCCCUUCACAAGUGAUGGUUUGACUUUGGUUCACCCGUGGAUUUUGAUUGUUUUCAGUCGAAAAGUUCGAAAUUAUAUGAUUAAAAUGUAUUUUCCGAAGUCUUGGAUGGGGAUGAAAGUAGCAACACCACAAAGAGGAUUCUGA